GGGCUGCGCCGCGCUCGGCGUUUGUUGUGAUUCGACUAAAGACAGAUUAUGGUUUUAAAGCGUUUAAAUCAAUGCAGUCCGCUUAAACCGUUUUAUAAAAUGGCUGUAAAAUGGCUUCGUUGUUAUUGAAUGUGACAUUGUAAUACUUUAUCUGUCGUUAAAGCUUGUUAUUUUGUAGAUCCACGUGACAGAGUUAUGAAGAUGGCGUGUAUUAAAGAGGAGAGUGAAGACAUCAGGAUUGAAGAAGUGUUCAGUCUGAAACAAGAAGAGACUGAGGAAGAUAUCGGCCUGAUGACGCUGGUAGAGAAGAGUAAAGAUCGGUAUAAAAAUCAUGAAUUCAGUAAUGAAGAAAAUUCUGUUAGUUGUUCACAGACUGAAGAGACUUCCUCACAAAAAAAACCUAAAAGGACCCGGAUUAGAAAACGUGUCAUCUGCUCAGAGUGUGGAAAGUGGAUCAGCAACCAAAGAAACCUCACCGUCCACAUGAGGACUCACACUGGAGAGAAGCCUUUCACCUGUCCUCAGUGUGGAAGCCGGUUCAGUCAACAGGGAAGCUUUGACAGACACAUGAGAGUUCACAGCGGAGAGAAGCCUUACAGCUGUCAACUGUGUGGAAAGAGCUUCACAGCACAGAUAAACCUUGACUAUCACAUAAACAGUCACACCGGUGAAAAGCCGUUUUCAUGUGAUCAGUGUGGAAAGCGCUUCAGACACAAAGCAACCGUUAGAAAUCACAAGAAGAUUCAUUCGAGACAGGAGUGUUUUAUAUGUGGUCAGUGUGGAUUGAGUUUCACAGAUGCAAACCACCUGAAGAAUCACGUAACAACUCACUCUGGAGAGAAGCCUAACAUGUGCGAUCACUGUGGAAAGUGUUUCGUAAACAAGAGGACUCUUAAGGUCCACAUGAUAAUUCACACAGGAGAGAGGCCUUUCGCCUGCCUUGAGUGUGGACAGAGUUUCAAACUGAAAACCUCCCUUCAGACUCACAUGAGCGUUCACAGUGAAGAAAGGCCUUUCACCUGCCCGAUGUGUGGCAAGAGAUGCAAACUGAAGGGAAACCUUAGGCUUCACAUGAGAAUUCACACUGGAGAGAGAUCUUAAAUGUGUUUUACAUUUCAGAAAGACCUGCAACCACAUUCACAAACUCAUUCUGUGACAUUUUCAUGUUCCUCAGUUUGACAAGGUUUCCAAACGGUUCUGGGGGACAAAUCAACAAAAGUAUUUAGAGCUGCAUCCAUGUUUCCUCUUCUUCAUUUUUCACAUUUGACUGCCACCAUUUAGUUCAUGCACAAAACGUAGACUAAAAUAGGUAAACGUCACUAUAUUAGUAAUUGUGUGGGCCAGGUGGGGCCCCAGUGGGCAAACUCUCACAAACUCUCUACUGAUUGGCUCCUGCAGGCUAAAAACUGGUCUGUCCUGAUCCACCCUCCUUUGACUCUCAUUUCAUGUAUCCUUCACCCCUAGACGGGGUGUAACAUGGACUUUCUGUGGGCCAAAUCUGUGGGAUGUGGGCAGAUUUUGGGCUGACUGUGGGUCCUUAUGUGGGCCAUUGUUUAGUCUUUUAGUAAAUGCAGAAUACCACUUAUUACUGUGCAUAUGCUGAAUAGUUGCACUUCGUAAUUAAUCAUAAUAAUAAUAAUAAUUCCUUACAUUUAUAUAGCGCUUUUCUAGCACUCAAAGCGCUUUACAUAGACAGGGGGUAUCUCCUCAUCCACCACCAGUGUGCAGCAUCCACCUGGAUGAUGCGAUGGCAGCCAUAGUGCGCCAGAACGCCCACCACACACCAGCUUACUGGUGGAGAGGAUCCUUAAUCCUUAGUUAAUCAUAAACUCAGUCAUAGAAAGGCUAAAGUAGAUUUUUCAAAAUGCUCUUAACAUCCUAUAAACUACAACUGGGUGAUCUGAACCUGUGUCUUCUUAAUGUAGUAACUCACCCAAAACAUUUAGUUCAUGCUUCAGAACAUAGUUAUUGUGUCAGUGACUUGGCCAAAAACACCACACUAGUCAAAAUGUGUAGAUUUUUGUUCACCAUGGAAAUAUUUCUUGUAUGCAAAUACAAUUAUAGUUAAUUUCGUGUUAAAUGUAAUUUCACUUCAUAUUUAUUAAAUGCAGUUUUUCCUACUCA
Molecule: messenger RNA, 2124 nt
Organism: Carassius gibelio (silver crucian carp)
Lineage: Eukaryota; Metazoa; Chordata; Actinopteri; Cypriniformes; Cyprinidae
Product: gastrula zinc finger protein XlCGF7.1
Exons: 3
Coding region: 196-1101 (301 amino acids)
Biological process (GO): regulation of transcription by RNA polymerase II
Cellular component (GO): nucleus
Molecular function (GO): DNA-binding transcription factor activity, RNA polymerase II-specific; RNA polymerase II cis-regulatory region sequence-specific DNA binding
Source: RefSeq, a predicted model, not a curated record